CAGUUGUUUCACCAGAAACGAGGAGGUGUCAAAGUUGGCGAUGUGACAAGUUUGCGUACUGAAACCGAGACGUUUAAAGUUCUGGGGUAUAUGUGUGUGUCUGUGUCCUUCGGCGUGUCCAUGGUGCUACCCUGAGGUUAGCUUCUGUCUCUAAAAAGGAGCACCAUGGCGAUGUGGAUUCAGGCCCAGCAGCUGCAGGGCGAGGCCUUGCACCAGAUGCAGGCACUGUAUGGUCAGCACUUUCCAAUUGAAGUGCGACACUACCUGGCCCAGUGGAUUGAGAGCCAGCUCUGGGAUUCAGUGGACCUGGACAACCCGACAGAGGAGCCCAAGGCCAAACGUUUGUUGGACAACUUGGUGGCUGAGCUUCAGAGAAAAGCCCAGCUUCAGGGAGGAGAAGAUGGCUUUUUGCUUAAAAUCAAGCUGGGCCAUUAUGCCAACCAGUUCAAGAGUACCUAUGACCGUUGCCCCCUGGAGCUGGUGCGCUGCAUUAAACACAUUCUGCACUCAGAGCAGAGACUGGUUCAAGAAGCAACAAAUGCCAGCUCUGAAACUGUGGGCCAGGCUAUGGACAGUCUGUCACAGCGCCACCAGCAGAUCAACCAGGCCUUCGAGGAGCUCAGACUGGCCACACAGGAGACUGAGAAUGAACUCAGAAAGCUGCAGCACAGCCAGGAAUAUUUCAUCAUCCAGUACCAGGAAAACCUGCGCAUCCAGGCCCAGCUCAGCAGCCUCUCCUCAUUGCCUCCAGCUGAGCGAACCCAGCGGGAGACCACCCUGCAGACUAAGAGGGCCACCGUGGAGGCCUGGCUCGCAAGAGAAGCCAGCACACUACAGAAAUACAGGCUUGACUUGUCAGAACAACACCUCAAGACUCUGGGCCUGUUAAGGAAACAGCAGACUCUCAUCCUCGAUGAGGAGCUCAUCCAGUGGAAGAGGAGGCAGCAGCUGGCGGGAAACGGGGGCCCUCAUGAGGGAGGGCUGGAUGUCCUCCAAUCAUGGUGUGAAAAGCUGGCUGAUUUAAUUUGGCAGAACCGGCAGCAGAUCCGACGUUGUGAACAUUUAACCCAGCAACUUCCUCUGCCAGGACCAAUGGAGGAGUUGCUGAGCAAGCUGAACAGUGACAUCACAGAUAUCAUCUCUGCUCUGGUUACAAGCACCUUCAUUAUAGAAAAGCAGCCGCCGCAGGUGUUAAAGACACAGACCAAGUUUGCAGCCACUGUCCGUCUCCUUGUGGGUGGAAAGCUCAACGUCCACAUGAACCCUCCCAUGGUGAAGGCGGUCAUUGUGAGUGAGCAGCAGGCCAAGGCUCUGCUGAAGAACGAGAGCACACACAGUGAAAGCAGUGGAGAAAUCCUCAACAACACCUGUGUGAUGGAAUAUCACCAGGCCACUGGUACCCUCAGUGCACAUUUCAGAAACAUGUCCUUGAAGAGGAUCAAGCGAUCGGACCGUCGAGGUGCAGAGUCUGUGACGGAGGAGAAGUUCACUGUUCUCUUUGAAUCUCAGUUCAGCGUUGGUGGGAACGAGCUGGUCUUUCAUGUCAAAACUCUGUCACUUCCUGUGGUAGUCAUUGUCCACGGUAGUCAGGAUAACAAUGCCACAGCCACAGUCCUGUGGGACAACGCUUUUGCUGAGCCGGGCAGGGUACCCUUCAUUGUUCCAGACAAAGUUCUGUGGCCGCAGCUGUGUGAGGCCCUGGAUAUGAAGUACAAGGCAGAGAUGCACAGUAGUCGUGGGCUCUCGGAGGAUAACCUGGUCUUCUUGGCACAGAAGGCUUUCUCCAGCAGCAGUAAUAACCCAGAAGACUACAACGGCAUGACCAUCUCCUGGGCACAGUUCAACAGGGAGAGCUUACCUGGACGUAACUUCACCUUCUGGCAGUGGUUUGAUGGAGUUGUGGAGCUCAUGAAGAAGCAUCUCAAGCCUCACUGGAAUGAUGGGGCCAUCCUGGGUUUUGUAAACAAGCAGCAGGCUCAGGACAUGUUGAUGUCCAAACCCAAUGGCACCUUCCUGCUGCGGUUCAGUGACUCUGAGAUCGGAGGCAUCACAAUCGCCUGGGUGGCCGAGAAUCCCAACAAACCAGGUGAGAGGCUGGUCUGGAAUCUGCUUCCUUACACUACUAAAGAUUUCUCCAUCCGCUCCCUGGCCGAUCGCAUCAGUGACCUGAAUCACCUUCUGUUCCUUUACCCUGAUCGGCCGAAAGAUGAGGUUUUUGCCAAAUACUACACCCCCCCACUCUCUAAAGCAGUGGAUGGAUACGUGAAACCACAGAUCAAACAAGUUGUACCUGAUUUUGCCAACCCAAACUCCACUGAGUCCACUGGAGCAGCUCAUCCAUUUAUGGACCAGACGACAUCUCCUUCUGUGGGCCACCCCAACAACUUUAGUGUUUUCCCCCCUAUGGGUGAUGCCAUGUUGGAUGCCGACGGAGACUUUGACCUAGAAGAUACGAUGGACGUGGCCCGUCAUGUAGAGGAGCUGCUCCGCAGGCCUAUGGCCAACCAGUGGAGCAGCCAACAGUCCUGAACCUUCUCUAUAUCUAAAGGUUUUCACCAGAAAAACCUACACCCAUCAUUCUCUCUGAACUACAUCCAGUGGCAGAAACUGCCCUUUUCUCGCCAGGUCCCAUCAACAAAUCUAGGCAGAUCGAAGAAUCUGCUCUGAAAAUGGUGAAAAUCGUUUCCAGAAGUUUUUUGUUAAUGUCCUCUUCCUCCCUUUAUUAUGGAUUCUCAGGGUGGUCAUCGGGACGUGGUUCUAAAAUGGUAGUUUUAUACAAUGCUGAAACGUACAGUUAGCUUUGCAGUUCUUUAUGCCUGAUGAGCUUUGCAUAAAAAUCAAUCAAGGUGAAGAAAAUAACUUCAGAUUAUAUUUUCCAGUUUUUACUUUUUCUUAUUAUAUCUAUAUGCUCUGUAUAAAAUGGGAUAUCUACCAAUAGUUUGAUCUAGAAAAUCCAGAACAUUAAGUCUUACGGUGAGACUGUUUAUUUUCUGCUGAACAUUAGCCACUGUGAACAACAGUAGUAUUUGCAGGAGGAUGAUGGGAAACUGAAGUUUCUUUCAUUUGAAAGGUCCUGUGGAAUUAUUUUUUUAAAGAGCCACUGCUCAAUUAUUAGCUACGAUAUGGCAGAAAAUGUUGUUGGCCACAGCGAUAGUAAUUAGUGUACCUAAACAACGUGCAUGUGUGAUAGCCCCUAAAGUAAAUUAGGUCAUGUAUUAAUGUGUCCCACACCCUUUGUAAUAGAUCUAACAUGGUACCUAAAGACACUAACGCAGGCAUGAGCAAACUAAGGCCCAGGGGCCGUGGUUUGCUUUUUAAUCCAGCCCUCCAAACUUCUUAAAAUGUUAGACCUAAUGUGUCCCGCAGGUCAAAAGGUUUGCCCACCCCUGCACUUACGUGUAUCUCAAGGGAUUUUUAUCUCAGGUGGAUUGACGUGGGUGCACAGGCUUUUUUUUUUUUUUUUUCAACUUGACACACUCAAAAUCUCAAAUUUUACAAAACACACCACGUUUAAGUUCAUGAUUACAAAAACAUUCAUGCAAAGAAAAUAGUCUGACUUCCUUUAGUCAAUUUGAAUUCGGUGUCCCCUCUCAUGUAUGUGCCUUGGAAUAUAAACAAAAAUGCAGAUGUCUGUCUCAC
Cynoglossus semilaevis (tongue sole) is the source of this 3639-nucleotide messenger RNA. Its product is annotated as signal transducer and activator of transcription 5B-like. The coding region runs from base 166 to 2529 and encodes 787 amino acids. Lineage: Eukaryota; Metazoa; Chordata; Actinopteri; Pleuronectiformes; Cynoglossidae. Gene Ontology annotation, biological process: signal transduction; regulation of DNA-templated transcription. The record is from RefSeq and is a predicted model, not a curated record. Gene Ontology annotation, molecular function: DNA-binding transcription factor activity; DNA binding. The transcript has 19 exons.